Molecule: messenger RNA, 2924 nt
Organism: Pocillopora verrucosa
Lineage: Eukaryota; Metazoa; Cnidaria; Anthozoa; Scleractinia; Pocilloporidae
Product: annexin-B12
Cellular component (GO): cytoplasm
Molecular function (GO): calcium-dependent phospholipid binding; calcium ion binding
Source: RefSeq, a predicted model, not a curated record
GUGCUUCAGUGACUAACAUUUGUGUUGUCCUUCAAAGACGCGGAAAAUAGUUCCACUUUAGAGGUUUACUCUUAUUGCCUGGAUUUUCUGGCUUUAUUUGACGAACUGUAUAAUGUCCUAUCCUCCAUAUGGUGGUGGACCUGGAUACCCUCCUGGCGGGGGAUAUCCAGGAUAUCCUCCAACUGGUGGAUAUCCCCCUGAUCCUGGUUAUCCUCCUGCUCCCGGUGCAGGCUACCCUCCUGCUCCUGGUGGGGGAUAUCCCCCUGCUCCUGGAGGCUACCCCCCUGUUCCAGGUUACCCACCUGCUGGUGGCUACCCUGCUCCCCCUGGUGGAGGCUAUCCACCACCUCCAGGAGUUUCCCCAGGGAUUGUUCCUGGGGGACCCUAUGGCGUUCCUCCUCCCUCUGGGGGUUAUGGCUCACAACCAUAUGGUCAAGCACCUCCUCAAGGUGGUUAUGGAGCUCCACCUCCAGCAGGUGGCUAUGGAGGGCCUCCUCCUACUGGUGGUUAUGGUGCGCCUCCUGGUGGUUAUGGAGGUCCGCCUCCUACAGGAGGAUAUGGAGGGCAUCCUCCUGCAAGUGGAUAUGGGGCACAACCUCCCCCAGCUGGAUAUGGAUCCCACCCUGGACAUCAGCCCCCACAACAGAACUAUAGCUCACAAGCUCCUACUACACACAGUGCCCCUCCGCCAACAGCCCCCUCCUCUGCUCCUCAACAGAAACCAGCAAAGCCUCCUGCUCCCUCUGGCGGGGGUGGUCCUCCAACUGCCCAGAUGGCUUCAAUGUCUUUAAAAGCAAAAUAUGGUCAUGGUACCAUUGUUUCAGUCUCUCCAUUUGAUGCAGAAGCUGAUUGUGAAUUGUUACGGAAGGCCAUGAGAGGAGCAGGGACUGAUGAGGCUGCCCUCAUUGAUAUCCUUGUGAAGCGUAGCAAUGCUCAAAGAGUAGAAAUUAGAAAGAGGUACAAGACUAUGUUUGGAAAGGAUCUAAUGAAUGAUCUGAAGUCAGAGCUUAGUGGUAACCUUGAAGAUUGUUUGUUGGCAUUGAUGGAACCAUCUUCUUUGUAUGAUGCCAAGUGUCUGAGGCGUGCCAUGAGGGGUGCUGGAACAGAUGAAGAGGCUUUGAUUGACAUCAUGUGCACUCGCUCUAACAAGGAAAUUGCUGAAAUAAAGAGUUCCUACACAGAGUACUAUAAGCGUGACCUUGAGAAGGAUUGUGUGAGCGAGACAAGCGGCCAUUUCAAGCGGCUUUUAGUCUCAAUGUGUCAGGGUAAUCGAGACGAGACCAACACUGUUGACAUGGCUAAGGCAACAAAGGAGGCUCAAGACUUGUUCCAGGCGGGUGAGAAGAAGUGGGGAACAGACGAGUCUCGAUUUAAUGUUGUUCUAGCGUCCAGGAGCUUUCCACAGCUGAGAGCAACGUUUGACGAAUAUGUUAAGAUUGCUCAACGUGACAUUCUGAAUUCUAUCGAUCGCGAGAUGUCUGGUGAUUUAAAGGCGGGUUUCAAAUGUAUUGUGCUGUGUUCAAGAAAUCCUGCUGAAUACUUUGCGGAUCGACUGUGGAAAUCCAUGAAGGGUGCUGGAACUGAUGAUGCGACGUUGAUUCGCUGUGUUGUUUCUCGUUCUGAGCGCGACCUCGUUGAAAUCAAGCAAACAUUUUUGCAGAAGUAUCACAAAACCUUGUUCAAGAUGAUUGAGGGAGAUUGCAGCGGAGACUACAAGAAACUCUUGCUAGCCGUUGUUGGCAGGAACUAAAAGCAGAAAACAAAACAUGAACUUCCAGUAUCAUUUUUUUAAUUUCGAUUAAUUACUCAGAUGUUGAAACGACAAGAUAUUCAAUAAUGAUUUAAUGACCUUGUAGUUCUUAGAUACUCAGACCGUAUUGGCGCCGUACGCUUAUUGCCCACUUUCUUAUCAGUUGAUCUCGUGAAAUUGAGGUAGUUUGUUGAAUUUUCCUUUUUUGGAAAUCAAGGAAGAGGACCAGUCGUUGAAAAGAGAUAAACAAAGGAAGCCCUUUAGGUCUUUUGCGGAGAAAGCAACAUAAUGUGGAACUUGGUCUUCUUUGCUAGCUUUCACCCAACUUCAUUCUCAUGGUCUCUCUUCCGAAUCUCACCUCUCACAAAUCUUACCACUGCUCACACUCACUAUCUUUGAGAACUUAGAGGCCGGGAGGAAGAGGGACCCUGGGCAUGAGUUGGUUGUCGUAUCGACAAAGGCUAAAAUCCUACUUCUUUCUUUACUACCUCUGGCUGUUGAAAACUUAGGCGAGGCCAGUUUUUUUUAUUUGAAUGGUUUGGGCAAAUGAGACACAUUGUAUUCCCCAUGCAAUAUAAUCUAGCCAAGGAUGGAACAAAAAUGAUUCUCAGAUCAUAUUGUUAGGAUUCUAAUUUUCUACGCAUUAAAUAUUAUAAAGUACAAAUGCAACGACUUUGCAACCUUAAAUUACGUAGGUAGUCUUUUUAAACUAAAAGAUAGACAGAAGAUAUUAUCUAAUGUAAGUUAUUUCAAAUAGUUUAGUACCAUUUCUUUUACUACAAUUUGAUGUUUCACGCUAAGGAGAGCUCUUGGAGGCGAAAACGCAGAAAUGCGAUUUUAAAAAUUACAAACCUACAAGGUUUGAAAUAUAAAUUUUGCUCAUCGUUUAAGAAGCUGUUACUUUCACGAGUGACGUAGAACAAAGAAAACAAAGCAGUCGAAAUAUUGGAGCUUAUCAAGAUAUUGGUGACAACACAGAAAUAACUUCACAUGUUCUAACAGGCCGAGGUAAUCCGAAACAUUUGAUCAGGAGGAAUAUUUUUGCACGCGCACAGCAGGUUUCCCACGCUUUAGGUAUAUAAUGCGUCUUAUUUUACAAAUUUUACCCUAACGUUGAUCCAAGUGGCUUAUUGUCAAACAAAUGUGCUAUUAAAUGGAAUACUGGCAGAAAUGA